Molecule: messenger RNA, 9237 nt
Organism: Candoia aspera
Lineage: Eukaryota; Metazoa; Chordata; Lepidosauria; Squamata; Candoiidae
Gene: NACC1
Product: nucleus accumbens associated 1
Exons: 7
Coding region: 229-1887 (552 amino acids)
Biological process (GO): regulation of transcription by RNA polymerase II
Molecular function (GO): RNA polymerase II cis-regulatory region sequence-specific DNA binding; DNA-binding transcription factor activity, RNA polymerase II-specific; protein binding
Source: RefSeq, a predicted model, not a curated record
UGGAGGCUCGGCUUGGCGGCGCGCUGCGCUCCCCUGGCUCGAUCGAGUGCGCUGCUCUCCGCUGAGCUUGCCUAGGCUGACAAUGAAUGGCUGCUGCUAGUGCUGCUCGGAGGGCGAGGGGAGUAGAGCCCCUCCAUUGAGCGAGAUCUUCCCUCCCCCCUUCUCUUUGCACAGAGGCCCUGGAGAUCACACUAUCAAAAUUUGGCAACUAAGUAUCAAAUUGUGGAGAUGGAAAGAAAGAAGAACAGAAAACCAAAGAAAGAGUGUACUCAUCUGGGUGAGGAGGAGAAGAAGAGGAUGGCUCAGAUUCUCCAGAUGGAGAUCCCCAACUUUGGUAAUAGCAUCUUGGAAUGCCUGAAUGAGCAGCGGUUACAGGGGCUGUAUUGUGAUGUCUCGGUGGUGGUGAAAGGCCAUGCUUUCAAGGCACACCGGGCUGUACUGGCUGCGAGCAGCUGCUACUUCCGGGACCUUUUCAACAACAGCAAGAGCACGGUGGUGGAACUUCCUGCUGCUGUGCAACCUCAAUCCUUUCAGCAGAUCCUUAGUUUCUGCUACACUGGCCGCCUUAGCAUGAACGUGGGUGACCAGUUUCUGCUCAUGUACACAGCAGGGUUCCUGCAGAUCCAAGAGAUUAUGGAAAAGGGGACUGAGUUCUUCCUGAAGGUCAGCUCACCCAGCUGUGACUCACAAGGCUUGCACACUGAGGAGGCGCCUUCAUCUGAGCCACAGAGCCCUGUGGCACAGACAUCUACCUGGCCUUCUGGCAAUACGCCCUUACCCCUGGUCUCUCGUGUAAAGACAGAGCAACAGGACUCGGACUCUGUCCAAUGCACAUUUGUGGUUAAGCGGCUCUGGGAAAGCAGCCAGAAGGAAGGGGGUGGUGGUGGCAGUAAUGGCAGCCGCAAAAUGGCCAAGAUAUCCUCCCAGCAGGAGUUGAGCGGGGGGAGCCGGCAGGCUCAGCAGCAAGUGCAACAACAGCAACAGGCCCAGCAGCAGCAACAGGCCCAGCAGCAGCAGCAGCAACAGGCAGCACUAACGGGGGGAGGUGGAGGAGCAGGUGUGGUCAGUGGCCCCAGUACUACAGACCAAACAAGCCCUGGCACCUCCAGUGCCUACACCAGUGACAGCCCCAGUUCCUAUCAUAAUGAAGAAGAUGAAGAGGAAGAUGCACCUGAGGAAGGCUCUGAUGAACAGUACCGACAAAUCUGCAACAUGUACACAAUGUACAGCAUGAUGAAUGUAGGACAGACGGAGAAAGUAGAAGCACUGCCAGAUCAGGUGCAGUCGGAGUCUCGCAACCGGAUACGAGUGCGGCAGGACCUAGCUUCACUGCCUGCAGAGCUCAUCAACCAGAUAGGAAACCGAUGCCAUCCGAAGCUGUAUGACGAGGGUGACCCAGCUGAGAAACUGGAGCUUGUGAUAGGUACUAAUGUGUACAUCACUCGGGCACAGCUGAUGAAUUGCCAUGUUAGUGCUGGGACACGGCACAAAGUGCUUCUCAGGCGGCUACUAGCAUCCUUCUUUGACCGGAACACCCUUGCCAACAGUUGUGGCACUGGAAUCCGCUCCUCCACUAAUGACCCCAGCCGGAAACCCCUUGACAGCCGAGUGCUGCAUGCUGUGAAGUUUUAUUGCCAGAACUUUGCCCCGAACUUCAAGGAGAGUGAGAUGAAUGCAAUUGCUGCUGACAUGUGCACAAAUGCACGACGUGUUGUCCGUAAGAGCUGGAUCCCUAAACUGAAACUACUGAUGGCUGAAGGCGACACCUACACUACCUUCAUCAAUGACACUGGCAAAAUGGAGCCAGACAUUAUGGGCGUGGAACACAACUUUGAGACCAGCAGCCAUGACGGGGAUGCAGGCACCUCAGCCGAGGGCCUCCAGUGAAGUGUGCCCACCUCUUUUUCCAGGCGAUGCUUUUUAUUUCCUAAUUUGAUUUUUUUUUGUAGAAUCGUUUUCCACCUUUUCUCAUUUUCUUUUUGUUGUUGUUGGUUUGUUUUUUGUUUUGGCAGAGGGGAAAGAGAGCAUUGUGCUGUCUCCUUUUUUAAAACAAAGAUUCUUAAAUAUUGAUCUUAACUUCCUCAGGCACCACAGGUAGCUUGAGCUCAGAGGAAAGGCCCCGCCGCUGUUGCUCCUGCACUGGCAGUUCCGACCGGCAUUUCUCCUCUCCCACCCCCUUCUUUUGUUACUGUUUGGAUAGGGAUAUUUUAGUGGGAGGAAAAACAACCAAAUCCACUUGCAAAUACAGGCCAUGAUACAAGGAAGUAAUAUCCAGAGCACUGCCUGUUCCUACAUCAGAUGUGUGUUGUCUCCAGACUAGGGCUGUAACUUGACCCUUAGUAAGUCUUUCCAUUAUAGAGAAUGGGGAAAUGUUGGUGUUAAGACGAACACCAGCAGGAAAGGAACUGAUCCCAGCAUUCUUGGGCUGUCGCCUUUGCUCUUCUCAGUUCCAGUCCUGCCCCUUCCAUUUUUGCUUAGGUACAUUUAGGUCUUAGGCAGGGAGACAGCUCCUUUCCUCUCCUGCCAUUCUUGGUGUCCUCACAACAUAAGUAGACUUGCACGCAUGCACACUUAUGUCUGCUUUCAUGCCUCUGACCUAUGCACUUUCUCCAACUGUGGCACACACUGGUUUGUCCUGUAGUUUACACUACUCUAAUCUCCUGAAUUAAUAUAUCACGCAGGGCACUAUCCUUGUUGCCUUUUUAUUGGCACAGAGCUAGCACAGAAAACAAGAAAGAGCCCUCCCUAAACUUGAAGCUGAGAUUGGCAUUAUCCUCUAACAUAGUCUCCAUUUCUUCUAAGCCAGCUUCUUCUCUGAUACAUAUUUCUCCUCUCUAGAAAGAACACUAAGAAUGCAUACUGAGCCCACUUAGCUGGAAAUAAGUGUGAAUAGUGCUGCUGACUAAGCGUAAUGAGACCUUUUUCACAUACCUUGAUGGAACACAGAAUGUGUCUGCAAGUUACUCAGUUUCCAGCCAGUGUGCAAUAUUGGGCAUACAUCCAUGCAGUCUGUACGGCGACCAGAAGGGCAAUCUCUCUAGGGGUUAAUAGUAAAAGGCAAAUUUAUCUGUUGUCUAUCUCUGCUGUCAUAGCUGGAAAUGUUCUUAGAAUUUGCUUUUAAAAUAUUUUUUACUAAAGGAUUAUUCCCCUCCAGCACAUGCAUGUGGAUUAGGGAACAGAAUAGUAAUGCUGUGGAUUUAAGUACCAACCCUUUCUCCCACUUCAGGUGCUUUGCCAGAGGCAAACAUGGGGUUUACAAAGCAGAUUCUAAUGGAAGAGGCAAACCCAAGGAAGAAAGCAUCACUUCCUUAAUCCAAUCCAACCAGUGCUACAUGCUCCCCAGCAUGUGUGGAUGUUUCAGACCAAUCCCCAGCUCCAGACAGCUAAGAAGAAUCUUUACCAAAUGGUUGAAAGUCUCCCAAAAGUAACUAACCAUAAUAUGAAACCUUACCUUUUGUUUUUCCCCACUAAAGGCCAAUUUCAUAUUAAUGCAGCUCCUGAGUGAUGUUUGACCCAGAGUAAAGGACUUCUCAUUGGAUUUCAACUUGAGAUAGAAAGUAAAUAAGUGGGCAAAGCAGGAACCUUAGGAAAGCUUCUCUCCUGCCUUUUUAUAUUUCUGUUGGCAUGAUUAAGGCAAUAAGUCAUCAUCAUACUGAAAGAAUCUCUCUCUUCCUUGGAAAUCCUGAGAUACUGAACUAGCUAUUCUUGUUGGCAAUCAGACCCUUUAUUCCUCCCAGUAAGACAGGUGUUCCAAACAAUUCUUUGUACAUCUGUGUUACUUGUUGCCAGACACUCCCUAAGCCUUCCUUUGAGCCAAUUAAAACCAUUCUCUCCAAUUGGUAAAGGCAAGCGGGGGUAGGGGGGUGUUCAAUCUUUUUAAUAAAGGAACUUAAAGUUGGAAAUCCUUGUUCCUGAACUUCCAUGAAGACAAUUCCAGGGCAUGAAUAAUGUUACAUCUCUCUCUGAAAAAGAUUACAAAUGCUGGGGCACUUUAACUCCCACAAUCUAGGAUUCUUCCAAAUAAGUUGGGAUGACAGCGCCCAGGAUUCUAGUCUGCCCAGCAUUCUAAGUGUUAAAGUUCUAAUCUUUGGACAGAUGCCAGUUUGUGAAAGACACCAGUUUCACUGGUAUCUAAUUUCACAUGAAGGUAUUAACCAGUGUCAAUAAUGUCUCAUAUGAAUUUUUCUGUAAACUGAACCAAAACUGGCCUGGAAAAAGUUUUCCUUUUCCAAAGAAAGCUCAGCGGUUAUGACUGAGUCUCAAUAAUUACCUGUUUGUAAGGAGAAACAAGUAAGAUGUAAACUUUUUAUAAACAAUUAAACCACCUAACUCUACUGGUUGUAUUUCAGCGGGGGUUGCAAACUUUAGAUUCAACCAGUUUUAUCUAAGGGGAUGUACAUUUACUUUGCAUACAUACAUUUGUACAUAUGUGUGUAUGUUCUCUAUAUGGAAAGGGCUCAAAUUCAACCCAGUUGUCUGUCUGAAAGGUAUACACAUUCUGGCAGUUAGAUCCUGGUUGACAAGGAGAACCAGUUUUCAUAUCAUCAUCUAGCUCCAGAAAACCCCUUAGUACAGUUUUUGUAACUGGGGAGGAACACAUUUCUAAAUAAUUUUACAAAUAGAUACAAAUCUAGAUGAAUUUGUUGAUAUAUAUUCCACUCUCUAGAAAGAACACUAAGAACGCAUACUGAGCCCACUUAGCUGGGAAUAAGUGUGAAUAGUGCUGCUGACUGAGCAUAAUGAGACCUUUUUCACAUACCUUGAUGGAACACUCGCCCACUAUCUAUGUGAAUGUGAAUGUAUCAGUCUUGCCUGAGAAGUAAUGUGGGUGGAUUUCUCCCCCUUAAUAUACUUCAUGUGCAUGUCCUACUUUGCUCAGAAAAUAGUUGCUUUGUACUUCAAGACGUGUUGCUUAUUUUCUAUGGUCAGAAUAGGCAGUCUUGUUCGUUGCUGACUUCAGUAAGUUGAAGACAUUUUCUAACACUGGGGGGAGGCAAAGAGAAAGAUGAGUACUGUAUCUAAAGAGGUAUAAAGUAAUACUCAAUUUGCAGAAAGAUCAUUGAGAGAUUUUUGAGCUCAAGGAGCCAGGCCAGAUGCAGAGGACCUGGAUGAUUUGAGUGCUGGUUCAGGAGAUUGCAGUUGAUUUGACAUGUUUUCACAAAAGUGAUUGUCCCAGUUCAAAUGAGGUAAAUCUGCCUCAUUAAGCUAAGGUGGUAUUAUACUGAUUUCCUUCUUGCAUUUCCACUAAGGAAUCCUGAGAUUACAGUUUUGUGAAUUUUCAGAUAGUUCUGUUUUGUCUGUCUUUCUCAGAAUUAUAAUUCAGGUGCUGCUAUUUAUAGAACUCCGUGAUGAAGUGGGCAAACUUUGUAGUGUCCCAGUGCAUGCCCUGCCCAGUGAUUCUGUCAGCAUUGGCUUUACUGUGAAGAAAUGGCUCUUCCAAGAUCUUGAAACUUAACUAUUAACAUUAACACCAUUUCAUACUUCACUGUUUUCACUUUCUUCAAGGUCCUAUUUUCUCCUUCCCUACUAGUUUAUUUUUGCAGGAGAGGUUCAUUUAUUACACAGGCAGCAAUCUACCCAAUGUUUCUAUGGUAUUAUGGUCAGUUAUAUAACUAACCCCAUUCACUUCAUGUCUGAUUAGUAUUUUUCCUGAAGAAAUGGAAGAAACAGAAGUUAACUUUUUAAAAAUCAUAUACAUUUUCUAGAAACCAAAUAGGGGUACGUAUAUAGCUUAUUAUUUUAUUACACUGAAUAAUCUUUAAUCAUGUUCUAGUUGAGAAAAGAGUAGGUAAUGGAUAGUGUUUAAAAGGGAGAUAAAUGAUAUAAAAUUUUGUUGGUAUAUGAUGUGUGUGUGUGUGAGAGAGAGAGAGAGAGAGGUAGUAAUUGUCUUCACCUGAAUUCUCAAAUGGUUUUAGGAGAAAAAAUUAAUCAGCUGUCACUUUUGAAAAUUGGCCUUGUUUAAAUCAUGGAAAGAAUACGAGCAUUGAACAAAAAUUGUAUAUAUUAGCUGGAUUGCAAGUAAAAGACAUCUAGGUGUCUAAUCAAGAAUGAAUGUGCAUUGUCAAGGAGGAUGUCCCCUGCAUCCCAUUGUUUCUCUAAGUCAUACAUGGAACUGUUGGGAUGAAUAUUCCAGUUUGAUUAGAGUACAUAUCUAGGUCACCAGUUUUAUAGGAACAACUAAUACAGAACAAUUGCAUGCACAAAAGUUCCUUUUAUCAUCUGAUGCUUGUAUCCAUCUCUCACCCAAGUUGACACCCACAUUGUUGCAUGUAAUACAGAGGAUGAUCAAUUACAGUUACCAGCUACCCUUUCAUGAACAUGAAUGUGAUUCUAAUGAGUGAACUCUAAGAUGAUGCACCCUUCCCCAGACAAAAAAAACAUGCCAGCUUUUUCCUCAAUCUGCAUUAAUUCUAGUCUUGCCAUUUUCUACCAGUGCCACUCCAGUUCCUGAACUCUGGUUGACUCUGGUUUCUUAGAUGCAGAGAAAGCCUUUGAUAAUUUGAAUUGGAGCUCUAUGUUCAGAGUUUUGGAAACUCCUUGGCAUAGUAUUUCCAAUACUAUUCUUCCUUUUCCUAACCACAUAAUGUAAUUUUUUUGAUUUGGAAAUGCAGAGGAACUAAGAUUGUAAUGGUAUAAGACCUUUCUUUGCAUAAAAAUGUAUGAAAGUGCAUACUUCUUUCUACCAUCUUGACCUCCAAACUAAAAUUGGAAGACUUAUACUUUAAAUUCCACUCUGAGUUGGGAACAUCCCUAGUUGAACUAGAAAAUAUAACUUCACCACAACAUACUGUCUUAAGGGGAUAAAGUGGUAACAUAAAACAAUGGAAUGAAGCCCAAAUUCCUUCCUCCCAUAGUGGUUUUUAAAGCAGAAAUAACUGAAAUGACAAAUAUAUUUCACUGAUGUGCUACUCUGAUCAGAAUUUAUUCUUCCUAAUCAUCCCACCUCAAGAGAUUUUCCCUGUAAAAGUAUGUUACAUCAGUCUUAUCUAAUCUCCACUGAACUCCUAUAAUCUCCUAGCUAUUGCUCAGAUUGUGAAAAGCUGUCUUAGGUUACCAUUGUCUUUUCAGGCAAGUGUGAACCAAGCAAUCACACAAAUGUAAGUGUGCAUUAUGCAUUCAUCCCCUUCUCAAUAAUCUUGAGCAGAGUUACUUGGAGGCAAGCAAUAAGAUUAUUAGUUUUCAGUUUUCACCAACUGCUAUAAUAUUUGGAGUGGGAAGAUUAAUCUCCCUUUCAACAAUUUGGCUUUUCUCAAUAAUUGGAUCAAUCAUUGGAUACCUUCUUCUGAAAGAGUUCUAGUGCCUGUAGCUUCCUCCCACUUUCCCUAGCCUCCAAAGCAGCUACGUCCAAUGUUGGGAAAGGCCAAAAAGGAAGAGUUAUAAGGUUUGGACAAGAAAGGCUUUUGACUGGCUAGAUCACAGUCCCCUGACUUUCUAUCAUGGCUCCAAACAGGAAGAAAAAUCUAGAUUAUAAAAGAAAGAGAGUAUUGUACUGGGAUGAAACCAGUUUUGGGGGCAAAAUGAGAGGAUAAAGAGUUCUAUGUUUCCCCCCUUAAUUACAUUGGCCUCUUGUCAACAGAACAUUAAAGCUUAUGGAGCCUCCUAGUCAGAGCAAUCCAUAACUGGAAAUAACAUUGCAUUCAUGGAUCUGUCAGUGUAGUGCAAGUAUAACUGUAAUACAUAUUCAGGGACAUCCACAGCGUAUAGCUCAAUUGAUUUAUGUUAUCUAGAACUCUUGCUUCUCAGUCUUUUAUCCAAGAUAGAGCUGUGUAGAUAUGUUUGCAGUGCCAUGUGCAUCACAGCAUCACUCACUGGUAGAACAAAUGCUUUGCAGUCCUUGGUACUUCCAUUUUGAAUUGGGACAGACAGUUCGACAGUUCCAGGCGAGGUGUACUCAAGAUGUGACUCAGGAGGCAGCAGUCUAUGUCUCUGACCCAUUCAGAGCAUAGUCACAUUGUUUUGAGUUGGAUGGCCUUAUAAAUCUUAUAUAAAUAAAUAAAAUUGGUGUGGGCCCAAUCUUUGAGAAUCAGGGACAAAGAAGGUGGGAGUUAAGGCAGAACCUGCUUUAGGAUGUUGACCCUUUGGGCAAACCUCUUGAUGAAAUACAGGUCAACCUCUUCUAUCCUACUCCUUUUGUCCAACAGAUUUUGCACUGAUUUUCACCAUUACACUUUGAGAGAACUCUGAAAUCUGCUUUGAGUUCAGGGAGAGAGAGAGACAGCAAGAGAAGUAUAGAACGUGUGUUAGCCUUGGCAUUUUUUUUAUCUUCAAGUGAAGACCAAUUUUUCUGAUGCAGGGGGUGGGGGGAAUUGUGCAAUAAUAGCAGCACCUGCUGAGGAAGGGCAGCCAUUUCUUGCUGUGAUUCUUGGGAUGCCUGACCUAAUCCAAGAAGAGAAAAGGAAGACACUGUUUUUAAAUGAAAAAAGAGCAUGCAUUACUCCUUUCCUGUUUACAUAUUUCAGAGGCCAUUAGGGCCUUUGGAUAGGUGCCAAGGAGAUCCAUAGAAACUGGUGGAGUGAUUCUGGUGGAACAUAAGCUAGUAAUUCUAUUUACACUGGAAGACAAUUUGAAUAGCAUCUUGCCAUGCAUGUUUCACAUGUGAUGGACUUUUAUUUUAUUGACAGCCAGUGUGAUCGACUUGGGAACCUUUUGUGACAAAAGUGUACAUUGCUUGGUUUUCAUACCAGGAGGCUUGACUGCCAUUGCAAAUGUUGCAAGCUGAGCUUUCUUCCAAGACAGGACUGCCAGAGCUUGAUUUCUAAAACAGUGAGAUACAGUGGGGAGGAGUUCUGACGUCUGGGCAGACCAAUGGCUUUUGGUACUGUAGUCUGUAAUAAACAUAGGUCCACUUUGAUGCAAUUCAUAUUCACUGUCUGGUCUCAUGGAUGAUAGAUGAGUUUGUAGCCAAAGGAGGACGUUCAGCAUCCACAUUCUGGAACAGGAAAUAUCUUCACCCACUUGGCAUACUUAGGAAAGAUCUGAUGCCCAAAUUUAAAUCCCAGAGGAUCUCAGAAAGUUCAGCUAGACUCUUCUUUGUUGAGUCUCUUUCCAACCAACUUAGGAAUUUUCUCUAAUGGCAUAUUUGCAUCUUGGAUAUGCUUUCUAUUAAAAAUGGAAAGAAGAGAUUGUUGGGGGUGGUGGGAGGCCUUCUGUCUUUUGUUGUAUCCAUUUUUUGUCAUCUUUUAUUUUCUUUUUGACAUUUAUAUGCUGGUCUAGGACUGUAAUAAAUAUUUGAUUUGA